This is a messenger RNA of Trichomycterus rosablanca, 546 nucleotides long. It is a transcript of the gene psmg4, whose product is annotated as proteasome (prosome, macropain) assembly chaperone 4. The record is from RefSeq and is a predicted model, not a curated record. The transcript is spliced from 3 exons. The coding region runs from base 112 to 471 and encodes 119 amino acids. Gene Ontology annotation, biological process: proteasome assembly. Lineage: Eukaryota; Metazoa; Chordata; Actinopteri; Siluriformes; Trichomycteridae.
AGUUGCAUGGUUGAACAGCACUUUCGGUUUGUCAAAGCGAGAAAUCAAUGAAUAAAUAAAUAAACAAUUUAUUGUGAUAUUAAAUUAGUCAUCAUCAUUGUCGGGGACAAUAUGGAGAAUGGAGAUGACACUAUCGUUAUUCAUGAUUUUUCGGAGAAGCUCUUGGAGCAGAUGGUCCAUUUUCAUGUGAUGAAACUGAACGGAGGAUUUUUCCUGUGGGUCGGAAACAGUCCUGUUUUCUCCAAUCUAGCUGUUUCCAUGAACAGUAAAUUUGACUCCAUGCCGCUGUCUACAAUGGUAUUGGGAGAUUCAUCUGACACGACCCCUAGUUCCCUAGCUCAGAGACUAACAAAGAAAACCAAGAAACAGGUGUUUGUUAGUUAUAACCUACCUGUGGCUGACUCGAGUCUAACACUGUUAGUGGAGAACAGAAUCAAAAAGGAGAUGGACCUUCAUCCUGACAAAUUUUAAUUCCUCUGAAUUGUAAACUUUAUACAUUUUGUGUCAGCUUUGUACAUAGAUAAUUCAAUAAAGAUUAUAAAGUUC